AAUCUUAUUAAAUAAACAAACAAUGGAGUGAGUCCAUCUGCAACUAGCCAACAACUCACGAGGCCCCCAUUAACGCAAAGCUCCUCUUCUUUUCUCUCUCUAUAUAACCCCCUUCAUCCUCCUCUCUCUCUCCUCAUCUUUUCUUUCCUCUCUCACAACAAUGGCCUCUAAACGCGACAGAGAUGAACCCGCCGGAGCCGACGAGAUCAACGAGCUUAAGCGCCAAAAAUCCUACACCCAAAUUCUCUCUCUUUUAGACGAAGACGAAGAGGAACCCAUUCAUGAUUUAUCCUCCAUUAUCACCACUCUUCAACAAGAAAUCUCCUCGCCGUCGUCGCCUCAAAACACCGCCGACGCCGUGACCACCGCCACCCACGACUCUGUUUCUACCUCUUCCUCCUCUGUAACUUCUUCCGACUCUGUCAAAGAAACAGAGGAAGAAGGGGAAAGUGAGAGGGUUAUGAGACAUCUCCUCCAAGCUUCCGACGACGAGCUGGGGAUUCCGGCCGGGGAGUUCUUGGUCGGUGACGGCGUUAAUGGUGUGCUGCCGUUCUGUGAUGCGUUCUGGGAAUUGGAAGAUGAGGCUGCUAAUUACUAUACUCUGUUUCAAUCCCAGCUGUUUAUGUAGCCUUCAGCCCUUCUUCAUUUAAUUCAAUUAUAGAAAUAUAUUUAAAAUGUUAGAAUUUCAACACGAAAAUGAAAAAAAUGUGUUCCAAGUUCAUCAUCGUCUCUGAUCUCUGCGUCUGUAAUGGAAGGAAUUUGUGGAAGACAUUUUCGGA
This is a messenger RNA of Cucurbita moschata (crookneck pumpkin), 779 nucleotides long. RefSeq lists its product as uncharacterized. The transcript has a single exon. Bases 161 to 628 code for a protein of 155 amino acids. NCBI's taxonomy places the organism in Eukaryota, Viridiplantae, Streptophyta, Magnoliopsida, Cucurbitales, Cucurbitaceae. The record is from RefSeq and is a predicted model, not a curated record.